AUGAAAGCUACCUUAACCUACCCUGCCCUGUCGGAUCGGUCGCUCGAUUUGCCGCCGAUCCUUAUCGUUUCCAAUCCCUACCGUAUCCUAGACUACGCGGCCUCAGUGGGCGACCUUGGGUUGGUGAAGCUGGCCCUCGACUUCGGAGCCUCCCAGCCUGCUUACCAGGGCCGUUGGACACCCCUUCAUACUGCGGCGCUCAAGCGUCGCCUACAUGGGACAGGUGGGUCCUAUGUUCCAACCCACGAAAUUGAUCGCGCCGGCGUUAUAGGGGAGCUUGUUAAUUCAGGGCAUCACAUCAACUCAGUAAGCUCCGGUGGCUGGACGCCGUUGCAUGUUGCCGCCAGGUGGGCCCACGGCGAUCUGGUAGAUUGCUUCUUGCAGUUUAACGAUGUUGACAUCCGUGCGGCAAAUUUUGACGGUUCCACGCCUCUCGUCCUGGCGGCCGCUUGGGGCCAUGUCGAGAUUGUUAGCGUGCUCUUGAGCUACGAGAACAUCCGGCCCGAUGAUGUCGACGAAGAGGGCCGGACGGCGCUGAGCUGGGCAGCUUUUGGUGGGCACGACAACAUUAUUGAGGUUCUUGGAGGGCACGGCGACGUCAAUAUCAACGCUGUCGAUUUUCGAGGACGAACAGCCCUCAUCUGGGCAUCGAGUUUAGGCCUGACUUCGGUCGUAACGCGAUUGCUCAGCUUGGCCGGAAUACAGCCCGAUGCGAGGGACAUUUUGGGCAGGACAGCGCUAUCCUGGGCCGCCCUACGUGGGCACCGAGAUAUAUUGUCUCGGCGCUUUGCAGUCGCUAUGAUGUCUCGGUGA
Dichotomopilus funicola is the source of this 813-nucleotide messenger RNA. RefSeq names its product ankyrin repeat-containing domain protein. Gene Ontology annotation, molecular function: protein binding. The transcript has a single exon. The record is from RefSeq and is a predicted model, not a curated record. The coding region runs from base 1 to 813 and encodes 270 amino acids. Gene Ontology annotation, cellular component: nucleus; cytoplasm. NCBI's taxonomy places the organism in Eukaryota, Fungi, Ascomycota, Sordariomycetes, Sordariales, Chaetomiaceae.